Anopheles bellator is the source of this 927-nucleotide messenger RNA. RefSeq lists its product as uncharacterized. Bases 1 to 927 code for a protein of 308 amino acids. Lineage: Eukaryota; Metazoa; Arthropoda; Insecta; Diptera; Culicidae. The record is from RefSeq and is a predicted model, not a curated record. Gene Ontology annotation, molecular function: nucleic acid binding. The transcript has 4 exons.
AUGUCGUGGCCGAUCAUUAUUGGUCGUGACCUAUUAGAAAAGUUCGGCAUAAAACUUCAGUUCUGUCAGGGAUUAAAAUCUCCAGAAUUUUCAGACGACGCCUUUAUCAAAGAAAUUUGUGCUAUUGAUACUAGCGAUAACCGAGAAUCAUUCCUUUUAGGAAAGGAAUUAUCCAAUUCGGAGAAGGCAGACAUCCUAUCCAUUAUCAACCACAACUACAUCAACUUUCCUCACCAUAAAAUAACUCCAUCCACGCACAAAAUGAAGAUAAGCCUUUCCCACGACACGCCCAUGCCACACGUAGACGCCCUGAGCCGGACAGAGGCUGUAGGCGCCUUAUGUGAAGUCGACCUAGAUUUUCAAUUAUCCGUGGCCCAGAUGCGUGACCCCAACAUUGAAGCAUUAAAGCGACGAUUAGAAACGGAAGAAGUUAGCAAAUUCACCCUUCGAGACGGUUUAAAUCACGGUAUCACUCAUGUUCUUAAUGCGACUGCUUCUCCCCAAGCCAAUGGACAAGUCGAAAGAGUUAAUCACGAAUUGACUGAAUACCUAGACGCAAAGAACGAUUACACUGACAGGGACUUGGGCGCCACACGAUCGGUAGCUUGUGCAAAUAUCCUUAAGUCUCAAAGUAUCAACGAAAAGUACUUCAAUGACAAUCAUAAGCCAGCCCCAGAGUUCCAAAUAGGAGAUUAUGUAGUCAUUCGUCACAUAGAUCAUACUACAGGUAGCAAUAAGAAAUUAGCAGCUAAUUAUCGCGGACCUUAUAUAGUUUAUAAGAAACUUCCUAACGAUCGAUACGUAAUUAGGGACAUAGAAGGGUGUCAAAUCACUCAGAUGCCUUAUGAUGGAGUUUUAGAAGCGGAUAAACUAAAAAAAUGGAUCAAUACUGAUACGCAAGGGUCUAAGUGUAUAGACGAGUUGUAA